UUCACGCCGUUGGAAAAUCUCUUUCGACUGUUGUUACUUUGAUUAUUGAUUUUCCGGUCAGUAAAACCCACAAAAUUCAGCACUCGAUGCUUAUUCUGUUACGGAUUAAGGAGUAAGGUGAUAAUUAUUGUGAGUAGGCAGAAUGUAUGGUGUUGGUGGACAGUAAUAGGGCUGUGGGGACAUGAUAUUGGGUUCGAUUUUCGGGGUCAUAGAUGACAGAGAAAACGUCAAUAGUUGAGGGAUGGAAAACGAACAUAUUAAGAGGCUCUUACUUCCCGACGAGGAGACUCUUGUCGAACAGAUCAUAAGGUAUGGCCUCUAUGUCGGUGCUGUCUUCCAAGUUAUCUGCAUUUUAACAGUGGCUAUUUAUCAUAAUUGGCCGGGCGAUGGGUUCUCAUCACUCAAGGACGAUCCAACGAGCGAUGUUGACUGCUCGGAGAGCAGUCCACAGGUGACUCCCAGGAAGCCCCAUCGUGGCCGAAAACAGGAGAAGAAGAAGAGACGUUGAAAUAUAUCAUCCCCAUGUCAAUUGAGGGGAAUUAUUCAGAUCAUUAAUGUAAUUUAUCUUCGAAUUAUUUGUACUUCAUAGCUUCAGUUCAACAUUUUUGUAUCUAAUAUGAAUAUUUAUAUGAGAGGUGGGGAAAAUAUCGACUUUAUCAACGAAUCAAUCUUUAUGUAUUGUUGUACUGACUGAUUUUAUUGACAAUAGAAAUUAGGGAGUAAGAGAUGUGAUGAAAAUCAA
This is a messenger RNA of Diachasma alloeum, 742 nucleotides long. RefSeq names its product protein anon-73B1. The record is from RefSeq and is a predicted model, not a curated record. Lineage: Eukaryota; Metazoa; Arthropoda; Insecta; Hymenoptera; Braconidae. Gene Ontology annotation, cellular component: membrane. Bases 242 to 508 code for a protein of 88 amino acids. The transcript is spliced from 2 exons.